Geodia barretti is the source of this 532-nucleotide messenger RNA. The record is from the annotation of a GenBank genome assembly. Lineage: Eukaryota; Metazoa; Porifera; Demospongiae; Tetractinellida; Geodiidae.
AGGCCAGCACACAAUUUUUUCAAGGCAAGUAAAAGGUUAGUUCAACAGUGGUACAAUUGAUCUACAAAAUGAACAGUAUUUAGUUACUAGAACUAUUUUUCCUGUGGAUUACAGCCAUUCCCCAGAGGUGCAUAAUUCGCAUUAAUGGAAAGUGUCAAUGACACUAGUGGGCUGAAACUCCAUAACAACAAGUUGGAGAAGUAUUAUAGAGUGUGUGCAAAGGUUUUGCAAGCUAAGGAAACAGCACAUUUGUGUCAUGAAAUACUGAAAACAUUCAACAUUGACAGUACGACAGACCAAAAACAUGUACAAAUGCCCCACAAUUGCGAACAAGAUCUCAAGUGGGGCUGUGGUUGAGACAGCAGUGGUGCUAGUAGACUGGGAGAGUCAUGGGACUGACUGUUGGGUAUGCAAGGGCAAAGCGGGGAGACCGAAAAAGGCUACAAAGAAGCGAGGGAGACCAAAGGUCGACAGCGGCAAGGGAGUUGCCAACAAUGUUCUAAAAACUGCCCCCACAAGGGAGAGCAGUGCA